AUGUUGGAAGGGUUAUGGAAGAAUAGGAACGACUUUGUUUGGCAUAAUAAAAAGGAAGAUGCAGCUAAACUUGGAUGGCUAGCAUUUCAUAAGUGGCAAGAUUGGUUUAUGGCCCAUAAUAUUCGGGAGCUGCAGUUAGAUAACAGAGAAGUGGUUACCUGGAACUCGCCGCCUUUUGGUAGUUUUACAUGUAAUAUGGACGCCGCUUUUAACAAGCGUGUAAGGACUACGAAUCGAGGGUGGUGUAUUCGUAACGAUCAUGGUAACUUUGUUGCUGCAGGUACUGCUUGGGAUGGUAGUACUUUCUCGGUGAUCGAAGCGGAGGCCUUAGCUCUUAAGGAAGCAAUUCAAUCAGUUAUUAUGCUUCAUAAUGCUCCGACAAUUUUUGAAAGUGAUUCUCAACAGGUGGUCCAAGCUCUUAGUUCCAAUACGCCAGGUAGCUCUGAGUUUAUUUCAAUUAUUAAUUCUAUUAAGUCAUUGCUAUUAGAUUUCCCCAACUUUGAGGUUAAGUUUAUUAAGCGUCAAGCGAAUAUGGUUGCCCACACCUUAGCGAAGGCGGCCAAUUCUUGGUCUUGA
Vicia villosa (hairy vetch) is the source of this 576-nucleotide messenger RNA. RefSeq lists its product as uncharacterized. The record is from RefSeq and is a predicted model, not a curated record. The coding region runs from base 1 to 576 and encodes 191 amino acids. The transcript has a single exon. Gene Ontology annotation, molecular function: nucleic acid binding; RNA-DNA hybrid ribonuclease activity. NCBI's taxonomy places the organism in Eukaryota, Viridiplantae, Streptophyta, Magnoliopsida, Fabales, Fabaceae.